CCCACAACAACCCAGUAUGGUUGGAAUUCACCAAGACAGUUAUGAAUGUGUAACCACCUUCACCCCGCUCCCUCAUCCCUACUUACUGGACAACAGCCAUUGUGAUUGAUGCAGUUCUUUAACCAGUUUUUAAACAGAGAUUGGAUGACCAUAACAUCUAGGGUUGCCUUACAUUACCCUUGUGGUCCUUUCCAAUGUUAUGACUCUAUGAUCAUGUACUGAUGGUAACAGCCCCUGAAAUUAAACCAGACAAUGAAAUGAUAGAAGAUGAGGCCAGGGUGAUGGACCUGAAUGAACUCAGAUGGAUCUAGAUGAACCCAGCAGAACAGCAGAAGGUCUAAGGCAGCAUCUGAGAGAACAGCAAUGCUUUUCCCGUCUGCUCAUCGAGUGAAGAGAUCCUCAGCAGCGCUUCUCAAUCCAGUCCUUCAGAAGUCUCAGGAUGAUGUGGACCUUCUGUUUGAGUUUCUUCUAGGUGAGCUGGAAAUCAGUGAUGACCUGAAGAUAUCUGUCAGAGAUGAGGAACUUGCUUCCAUGAGGAAGGCAAUGGCAUUUGAUACUUUGUGUAAUGAUGUCAUCCCCAAAAGUAUCCCAGACAUUCGCAGGCUCAGUGCCAGGCUAUCAGGCUACCCUGGCAUGCUCAAGAAGGAAGAUUUUGAAAGGACCGUGUUGACCAUGGUCUACACUGCAUACAGAGCAGCUAAAUCCCAAGGACACCAGAAAGACACAUGGGCUGAAUCCUUUGUGCACCUUUACAAAGCCCUGAAACAUGACUUGAUGUUCUCAUCCAGCCAAACACCAUCAUCUCAAAGAACUUUGUAGACCAGAACCUCCGUUUGAUAGGAAAUGCAUCUGCCUCUUUGCUUGGCAUUAAAAGCAAGAAGUUAAGGAUUGCAGACAUGGAAAGAUUCGUUAUUCUUGAGCUCCUCCUAGAGGGUACCUGAGGUAAAAUCAUCUCUGUGCAAAGGACUUGGUUCUACUGAUUUCUAUUACAGAUGUCGACAAAUUUCUCAUUAUCUGAUUUUUUUUCCUGGAUUUGGGCACAUCCAAUUACCUGGUCCUGUUUCUAAACAAAAAGCAUGUCCAUUGUUCUGGGUUUUUUUUCUUUAGCUAAUUUCUAAUUUUUGUACAGAGCACAUUUCAUUUGGUCUUUGCCAUGGCAGAGAGAGAAACAAGUUCUUGAAGUAGCUGUUCAGAUUUAUGUAGAAAGAAACUUUGUUUUCAUGGCAUAAUUUUGCAGCUAAUCUUAAGUCUUGGAUAUGUGCCUUCACACAUACCCUAAUGUCGCAGAAUACAAUAAUCCUCUGUUUCAACGCUGGGACCCACAAGAUAAAUUCCACCUUCCUAAGGCCAGCCAAGAUAUUUCACUACCUGAGACAAAAGACAAUCUCCCCCCCCUCUCUCUCUCAUUUUCAGCGGCUUGACAGUAUUUUUGGACUUCAGCCACAGAGCCUGAUGGCUCCCUUCACACACCAGAUAACUACUUCCAGGGUGGCACCGUGACUGAAGUGCCGCCGCUACUGAAAAAGUGGACAAAGGCAGGCUAUCUGUCUUUCCAUAAGGAAAGAUGGGUUGAGCCACCAAAAAAAGGCUUCCCCCGUGUGAUCAGGAAGGGGGGAAGCAGCAACAGAACGGCGCAUGGGGCAACCGGUCCCCACACCCCCUGCGUGACCACAGCUAGUAUGCAGCAAUCCACUAAAUCUUCGGUGGCAUGUUUGACAAGGUCCUAUGUAGCAAUCACAGAUAUGUUCUCCUAGGCCCUUCCACACUAUCCUAUAUCUCAGAACCUCAUCACAGAUAUCUGUUUAUCCCAGAUUAUGUGGCAGUGGAGACUCAUAUAGUCCAUUUUAAAGUAGAUAAUCUGGGAUCUGAUCCUUGGAUAUAGGGCAAUAUGGAAGGGCCCCUAGAUCCCACUGUUCUCCCACAGUUUGCCUUAAGGAUAAAGCCAUUCCUUUCCUUCCCUUACAGAGCAACAGUGAUGGGAGUAACAAGGAGCAGAUAUGUGACAAAAGGGGAAGGAGAAGACUUGUCCCAUCCUUCCCUCCUUAACUCUCUCUCCUUCCUUCCUUCCCUCCUUCUUUCCUCCCUCGCUCCCUUCCUCUGAAAUGUUGGGUAGCCAAACACCAGGACAAAAAUCCAGUAAGAAUGUAGUAAUUCUCUCGAAGGCCACAGUAAUUGUUUUGGGAAAUCCUGGUGCUUCAGGGACGUUUUAUGGUUAAGCCACACUUAAUCGAUCCCCCUCCCCUCCCUCUCUCUCUCGUCCAAUAUAAUUUGUCUAUACUCCAGAGUUGUUUAUCCUGAUGAAUAAAUUACUCAUACUUGAACAAUGGACACUUCCUUACUCUCUGAAAAUUGUGGAAAUGUGUGUAAAACAGAAUGGCUGUUUUGUACAAAUGCCGCAAGGAUCCAAAGAGACCUUGUUUGUAUGACCACAGUCUUGAGCCAUGGUUACAUGACUGAAAUAUAGCCGACUCAUAUUACAACUGAUGUGAGGAGUCCACAUGAUAUUUCCCUGCAUACAGCGGGGAGAAGGCAUUUGUUUCCUACAGAUUCUUUGGAAGCUGUUUAUUUCUCUGUCCUAAAACAAUAGCACACUCACAAACUGAAAAGGCCCGAGCAGAGUCGCUAUCCUGAUAUGGCUCUGAGUUUAGAAUUGGCUCUGUGUGGGCUUAAGACAUCUGCUUAGAAAAGUCACUGGUCGAUAUGUCAUUAUUACAUGGUUCCUGACCUUUUCGGCCUUAUGACUGAGCAGUUCCCCACAGAGUGCAUCACUGUCCUGCUGAAUUUCCUGGGGGAUAGAUAGGUUAGUUGGGGUCACAUCAGGUCAGCCAAUUGGCAAGGCAACUGAUUUUGUUUGUCUGUUGAGCUAAAGAGGAACCUGAUAACUUAGUUGUGGGCCCAGAGUCAAGUUGGGAGUCAAUUUAUAGAGUAUGAUCCCUGCACCUACAUGGGAUACUUUCCAGGACCCCCAUGGAUACCUGAAACCAUGGACAAUAGUGAAUCACUUUGGAGGACUUAAAGAAGCUCACAAAUACAUCUGACUGAGGAGGGGAGAUAUUUUAAUGGAGUAUGGUUAAGUGAAAUCAUGGAUAUUGAAGCAGUGAAUAAGAGAGUCGUACUGUACUUUACUCAGAAUGAAGAGACUACAUGAACUCAGGGUUGGCAAGCAAGGGUAUCUUCGCUUUGCAUAAUUAUAUAAUUUAAUACUACAUUUUAUGCCAUGGUGCCAUCCUACAGAAUCCUGGAAUUUGUACUUUGAUGAGGUACUUAGAAUUUUCUUCUCAAGAGCUCUAAUGCAUUCCCUAAAUGGCAGUACAAAAACACUCUAGCACAUAAUUCUAAAACCCUCAUGAUAGUUCAAGUUUCAGAGUGCUAUUACUUAUGCAGUAUGGGUACACCGUUGGUGCCCUCCAGCUAUUUUUCAAUCCAUCUUUGAAUGCUACUUAGAAAAAUAAUAAAUACAGUGAUUUGAAGUCAUCCAUAUUUAGGUAGAGGUUGGACAAUGACUGAAGUAAUGGAUGGACAUCAUCUACCCACUGCUUACUUCUGCAUGUCUUCAGUAGGCAUUAAUUUAAUUUAUAUACAGGUUGAAUAUCCUUAUUCAAAAUGCUUGGGAACAGAAGUGUUUUGGAUUCUGGAAUUUAGGGGGAUUUUGGAAUACCCACAUUUGCCUAUACAUAGAUAAUGAGAUAUCUUGGAGAUGGGACUCAAGUCUAAACACAAAAUUCAUGCAUUUCAUAUACGCCUCAUGUACAUAGCCUAAAGGUAAUCUCAUACAAUGUCUUUUAAUAUUUUUUCCUGAAACAAAGUUGGUUAUAUUGAACCACAGGAAAGCAAAAGUGUUACUACACAAGCUAGUCACAAGGCCAAUUUCUGAUUUUUUAAUAAUAUUUUAGAAUUUGGAAUUUGAGAUAAGGGAUGAUCAACCUAUAAAGAUGCCAUUAUAUUUUGUUUCCAUACUCCACUUGAGACAAGCGCAAAAAGGCACAGAUGAAAAAUUGUUCUUCAUGGCUUUGAAGUCAUUUCUGACAUAUGUCAACCUUAAAGCAACCUUAUCACAGGGGUUUCAUGGCAGAAUUUGUUCAGAUUUGGGGUUGCUAUUGCCUUCAUCUGAAGCUGAGGGAGUGUGACAUGUCAAAGAUCUUCCACUGGGUUUCCAUGAGUAAGCAGGGAUUUGAACCCAGAUGUCCCAAAGUCCUAGUCCAGCAGUCAAACCACCACAGCACAAUGACUAACCAGAUGAAAAUGCAGGGAGUCAUCAUACUGAAGAACAAUUAAGCACAUUAACAUUAUAAAAACAAUUGAAUUUAAAAGCCAUUUAAAAGUGCAUCAGUACAAAAAGUACAGCACUCUGGCAUGAUCCUAUUUCACCUUGAAAGUAAUUUUCUAAGAAAUAAUAAUGUAAGUCUGUUUUAAAAGGAAACAUAAAAAGGGCAGAAAGAAAGGGAGAGUUUUAUGUCACCUUUAAUGUUAGCCAUCUAUAUUAACAUUUGAACUUGCACAUAUUUAUCUCUUCAAAAAGGUCAAACAGAAAGUACAGUCCUCAUAAUGCUCACUUUCUUUAAAUUCAAUAGUUUCAGCCUUUGACCUUCCAGGUAUUUUGAAUGUCAUCUUCCAGAAAGCUUAAAGUACCUUUAAUUUCAAGCUCUGAAAUUUCCAUUAGCCCCAAUCACUCGAAUCAAGACUGGGUUAGUUCCCUAGGGGAUGGUCUUCUUCCUCAAGAUGUUCUCUAAUAGAAAGGCUGUCUAGUUCAAAUACAAUUUAAAGUUUCAAAACAUGCCAAAAGUAAGACUUUGAAUUUGCUCAUCUCCACAGUUAGCCCGUGGUCACCUGCUAGCCAGUUUCCAUUGCUGCUUAAUUGUAUUGUAGUAUACAAACUUUCUAUAUGUACAUCUCUACGCAUUAAUAAACAUAUGGAUGUGAAAUGCUAAGCAACAA
Anolis carolinensis (green anole) is the source of this 4935-nucleotide messenger RNA. It is a transcript of the gene fam180a, whose product is annotated as family with sequence similarity 180 member A. The transcript is spliced from 3 exons. Lineage: Eukaryota; Metazoa; Chordata; Lepidosauria; Squamata; Anolidae. The record is from RefSeq and is a predicted model, not a curated record. Bases 364 to 819 code for a protein of 151 amino acids.